UUGGCACCACAAAACAGUUCCACGGUACAGCCAAAUUCAACUGAACGACCCACAACAAUGGCACCAGAAAGUACUUCCAAUUUACAGCCAAAUGCAACUUUAGCACCGACAACCUUGGCACCACAAAAUAAGUCCUCUGUACAACCAAAUGCAACUGUGGCACCCGCAACUCUGGCACCACAAAACAGCUCUACUCCACAACCAAUAACAAAUGCACCUCGAAAUAUUUCAACUCAACAGCCAACAGUUAUUACAUUGGCACCCUCAAAUACAGCAACUAUACGAGUUGUCUUUUUGAGAAAAAACCUUCAGUUUGACUUUAAUCUUCUAAACAGCUCCUCUGCAACUUAUCAAAGUUUUGAGACUUUCAUCAAGUCUCAGUUUCUGUCCCAUCUUAGCUCAAAGGGUGUCACAGAAGUGAAAGUUCUAUUCGUGAGACCAGGAAGUGUGGAAGUAACUUCGGCCUUAACUGUACCCAAUCAAAAUGACAUAGCAGGCGUUCAACAAGCAUUGGGCAUCUAUAACAAAUCGGGAAUUAUAGGGAACAUGUCUUGGAUUGGUCGUUACUGGGGACCUGAAGACGAGUCCUGUCAGCCUCCAGUUAUCAGUAUACUGAAUCUCGCCGAAUGGGGUGAAAAGCAGUCCAGUGUUUCCAUCUUUCGUUCAAAAGAUUUCAUUGUACAAACUCUCGUGUCAAAACCCAACUGUAACUCUUCACAGACGCUUUUGUUUAAAUGGUAUUUGGUCAAAUAUAGCGAGAAUGCGGGCGGCAACACUAUCAUAGAAAGAAGAACCCUACUGGACACAAAGAGCAACGAAUGGAAUUUGCCGAAACGACAGCUUGAUUACGGCCGAUAUUUUGUGGAUUUCAGAGUGGCUAUUGCAAGUACCCCCCUGGUAACGAGUAGCGCUCUUGGAUUUUUCAUGAUCACGAAAUCUCCACUAAUAGCCGACAUAUUGGGAGGUAACAAAGUAACACGAGGAAAAGGCAGUGUGAUUACCUUAGACGGUUCGGCCUCUAGUGAUCCUGAUGUGGGGCCCGGUAACCACUCUUCGAUGCAGUUUACGUGGUUGUGCAAGAAACAGCAAGAGCACUUUCCUGGUGGCUCUUUAUCUUCACUUCCGGUUGUUACCCUGUUGUCGGGUCCAGGAAGAGGCGGUUGUUUUGGGACAGGUGUUGGAAAACUAAACUCUAGUGCAAAAGUAGUGCAAUUAGACACAAGCCAAAUGGUUGUGGGUGAAUCUUAUGACGUUAAACUUGUUGUGAAAAAGGACGACAGAGAAGACGACUUCGUGCAAGAAAUUGAGAUUGUCAGCGGUAAUCCACCAGAAGUGACCAUGAGAUGUCUUAUCAACUGUGACAAGAUCGCGAGUGUCUCAACACGGAUCAGUGUCACAACCACCUGCACCGGGCUGGCAUGUAAAGCGGCAAAAUAUCAAUGGCAGCUUUUAACUGUUAACUCGAUCGGCGACGAGCUCACCGAAAUAUCUCUGACUCGAGACAUGACAGAAACGGCCCUGGACCUUCCUGGUAUAAUCAUCAAAGGAAACCAGCUCGCUCCACUUGACCCAGAUUUGUUUUAUCGAUUGAAAGUUAGCGUCUCACAAGAUGUCGGACCAUCAGGAAAUGCAGCUUACCAAUUCAGAAUGAACGCUUCACCCAGGCAUGGACGCUGCACUGUGACACCCACUAAUGGAGAGGCUUUGAAAACAGAGUUCGUCUUCAUAUGUGAAGAUUGGAAAGACUCAGACACACCGCUGACUUAUGAGUUUCAUUACAAAACUGACAAUGGCUUGUACACCGUGGUUUCGUACGGAUCUGAGGAUCACGUGACCACAGUACUUCCCCCAGGAAAGAAAGAGGACGACUAUGAAAUCGCCUUCGAGAUAACGGUGUCUGACAGCUUGUCGGCAGCCAAUAACAGUUGCCUCAAAAUAAAGGUCACUCCUACCCCUAACGAGGAUACCAGCGACUUGACAGAACUCACAGUCGGUAACAACAGUCAGUUUAACCAACUCGUGCAAUCUGGGGAUGUCAGAGGUGCGACACAGCUCGCGAAUGCAGUGCUUCAGACCGCAAACCAGUUAAAUUCAACUGCUACUCGGGAUAAGAUAGCGAUCAAAGAUUCCGUUGUAAAGAGUGUUUCCGAUAUAGAAGUACGUAAUUUACAAUCCUUAACUCAAGUGACGUCAGUGAUAGCACGAGCAACACUGGAACCCAGUGAAGUGACAUUUGACACACAGAACCUUGCUCUUCAAACUCUUACAUCUAUGACGUCACUUCUACAAAGCAAGACGAAAGAAGAUUAUGCUUCUGAAUCCGUCCUAGUUGAGCAAGGCGGAGAGAACCUGGUACUGAGUCUCGGUAACCUCCUGAACUCUGCUGCGGAGAAAGCGAGUGUGAUUAGUAAGACAAAGGAAACUGUGGAAAAACGAACUAAGAGCGAGAACAUAUCCAGAGAUACUGAAAAACUCAUCGACGACGUUGGUACAGCUCUGUUAUCCAAAAUGAUGGUGGAUCAAGACCCUCGUCUUGUUCAUACAAAGUCUAUGAACAUGGAGCUUAACAGACUGAGCCGCCGCUCUCUGGACUCCAACACCAACUUCACAAAAGAUGAUUUAGCAGGUUUUAGAUUCCCCUUUAGCGCCAUAACUGAUGACAAAGCAAAAAAUGCGAAGUUCAUUGACAGUGUGAUGACUACGAACAGCUUCAAUCCUUUCACAUGGGACAGCAGCUCCGCCCUUGUGAAGUCUCAUGUCCUGAGCUUGAACAUCAAAGAUCAUGAAGGAAAACCGUUAACAGUCAAAGAUAGCAAGGAGAAUAUAGAGAUUAAGAUUCCACGUGAAGUAAAAAUACCGCCGGAGGAGAGCGUGUCUUACUUUGUUAAACCCAGCACUGAAGGAAAGAUGCAAUACCAUGAAAUGGACUUGCCGCGCACGGAGGGUAACGCUGUAAGACUUAGAAUCAAGCCAAAUGGAACCACCGUGUUAAGAGUAUUUGUGCGAUAUGGUCAGCGGCCAACUGUCACAGAAUAUGACGCAACUAAGAAAAUCCCGGAUGAGUCGUGCUCUCUGACGUCCCAGAAUUCCCAUGGUAAUUGCAACGGAGAAGCUUACGAUAUGGUCCUGUUAAACGAGGUGAUAAGCAGACCGGGUCCCUACUUUAUUGGAAUCCUUUACGAAGAAAAUAACGAAGGACCCCAGAGGCGCAAGAAACGAUCUUGUUUUGGACAGGGUCGACAGAGGAGAUCAUGCGUGGAGUUCAAGGAUCCUCCAAAACCAGAGAACAUAACGGUGAAGCCAGUGUUUGACUCAAGGACAGACAGGAAUUACACGAUGAGCAUCCAAGAAGAAGCAUGCCUGUUUUGGGACAGCAGUGAAGAGCGCUGGCUAUCAAGAGGAUGUAGAGUUGGACUAAGAUCUGAUUUAGCUUCCCUGCAUUGCCUGUGUAACCACCUGACAUCAUUUGGCGGAGGAGUCCUGGUGAUGCCGAACACGCUGGACUUCGAUGUCGUGUUCAAGGAGUUUAAGCGACUGGGCGAAACUGGCAAUGUGGCCGUCCUUAGCGCUAUAAUAGUUGCGCUGUUGUUGUAUUUACUGGUGGUGAUAUUUGGAAGGAGAGCAGACAAACGAGAUAAAGCGAAGACCGGUCCAGCUUUUCAUAUACCGCUAUCUGAAGAGACAAGUUUCGAGUACGAACUGACAGUGGUGACAGGGGUGUGGAGGGGCUCUGGGACGGAUGCCAAUGUCGUCAUCGUCAUUCACGGAAGCGAGGCAGAAAGUCAACCCAUAAUACUCAACAAGAACAUGAUCACCUCAAGAACAGUCCUGGCACGUGGAAACGAAGAUGCGUUCGUGAUUCACCUGCCCAUGUCACUGGGCGAAGUCCAGUACAUACAUGUCAGACACGAUAAUUCAGGGAAAAAUCCUUCGUGGUAUUUCAGCCAUGCAACCAUUAGCGAUCGUCAAAUUGGGAAAACAUGGACAUUUCUGAGUAAUACUUGGUUUGCAUUGGAAAAAGGCGACGGGAAAAUAGACAGACUUCUAUUUCCUAUUUCAUCUCUGGAAACGAAAACGUUGAAAUAUUCGCUGAAUUCUAAAGGCUCUAAGAGCUUUUCCGAAGGCCACCUGUGGCUCUCUGUUGUUACUAAACCGCCUUGGAGUAAAUUCACCCGAGUACAAAGAGCCACUUGUUGUCUUAGUUUAUUGAUGUCCGCCAUGUUGGCUAAUGCCCUGUUUUACAGGACAGACAAGGUAGCCGAUCCUACCAUUCAGAUUGGCCCGUUGAAGUUCAGUUGGAGGCAAAUCGUGGUUGGAAUAGAGAGUGCCUUGAUAGUGACUCCAAUAAACUUGCUGAUCAUGGCCUUAUUCAAGAAUAGUUCUGAAAAACCUUCAAGUAAAGUCGACGCGAGAGAGAGAGAAAAUAAUCCUGCUUGUUUGCAACGUAAAAGCACGCAUUCUCGUUUAAGCUGCGCGGAGAAUGAUAACGAAGUUGUUGAAGCAUCAAACGAAAAGAGCUCGAUCUGGACGAGAACGCUUCGACGACUGCGCGCCGGAACCAAAAAGGACGUCAUGUUACCCCACUAUUGUGUAUACAUUGCCUGGUUUCUCAGCUUUGCUACGGUUUCUGUUUCCGCAACAUUUACAUUUUUCUUCAGUUUGCAGUGGGGAAAAGAAAUCUCCAACCAAUGGCUAUCCUCCAUGCUGGUGUCCUUUACAGAGGACCUGUUUGUUCUACAACCGAUCAAGAUAGUCCUUUUAAUUGUUCUAACGGCGUGUUUCUUUAGCAAAAAUGAUUCUAAAGUCGUUAAUCAUCACUUGAAGACUGAACAACAAAUACCUUUCGAAAACAAAGAAGCUAACCAUGCUGCGAGUGUCGAAGUUGAGAUCCUAAAUGAAGACGAAUUAAACAACGCAAGGGAAUACCGCGUGAAAGAGGCAAAGAUGUACUCCUUUGGCAGAGAGCUGGUUGGCUAUCUUCUGUUUCUCACAUUAUUGACGAUUGUAUGCUACGGUAAUAGAAGUUAUCAUGGAUAUCUCAUGACCAAGAAUAUUAAAGAUACCUUCAGCAACUUUUCUUUGGCAAAAGAUCCAAGGUAUUUUUGGAAGUGGCUGGAUGGUCAGUUUGUGAAUGGUAUUUACGCUACGGAGUGGUAUAACAAAGAGAAAGUAAAAGAACAAGAAUACAUCGAUAACAAAAUGUCCAUUCUCCUCGGAAUGCCUCGCUUGAGACAACUAAGAAUUCAGAGAAAUUCUUGUAUUGUCCCAGAAGAGGCUCAAAACGUAAUAAAACACUGUAAUGACUUCUACAGCUUCGAUGAAGAGGACAGAACACAUUUAAACCUUCCAGGCUGGCAGCCAUUCACGGGCUCCGAUGAAUGGGCCAAUGUUUCUGACCUAUGCCCGGCACCAUGGCGAUACGCGCCAAGUGAGAGUCUCCAGGAGUCACCGAGCUGGGGUCUCUUCCAUGUUUAUGCUGGAGGUGGCUAUGUUGCAAAUUUAGGAUACACAAACGACACUGCCAGAGCAGUUAUUUCCAAUUUGCACAAAUUCGGUUGGAUCGACCGCGAAACCCGCGCAAUCUUGCUUCAAUUCAGUAUUUAUAAUCCCAACACAGGCUACCUCAGUAUUGCAACGUACCAUUUUGAGAUCUUGCCGACUGGUUAUGGCAAUCCUUUCCCGACGAUCGACACGUUGCUGCUUACAAGCACUCAAACUGGUUUUUACCAGUUUUACCUCAUUUGUCAGUUGCUGUUUAUCAUCAUGGUAUUUCUCUUUGUUCUGAAAGAGGUCUACAAUAUCUAUCGAAAGAGAUGCGCCUAUUUUCGAGACGUCUGGAACUGGGUUGAAAUUUUACAAAUAAUUUUUUCCUUUCUAGUGGUGGUCUUCUAUGUCAUAAAAUCGAAAAUGGUUCUCAACAGCGCUAUAAAGGUGAAAGAAAACCCAUUUGUUUCUGUGAGCUUUGGAGAGGCCAUCUCUUGGCACCACGCAGAGACUGCUGUUUUAGCCAUAGCAGUUUUCAUUGUAACUGUGAAGCUACUGCGCAUGAUCCGUUUCAACCCUCAUAUCAGUAUAAUGAUGUCAUCAUUUCGUGCGUCUAGAAGUUUACUUUUCUCCUAUUCGAUUAUUUUUAUCAUCAUUUUCCUAUCGUACGCUCAGUUUGGUUUACUGGCGUUUGGUAGUGACAUUCAACGCUAUUCCACAUUUCAGCGUAUGCUGUACUCAGAGUUUCUCAUGUGUCUUGGCGGGAAAAUGGGUUUGGUCGAAUUGAAAAGAGCAAACCGCGUUCUUGGGCCUCUGUUUGGGUUUUCGUUUAAUAUGCUGAUGGCCUUUAUAUUUCUUAACUUUUUUGUCGCAAUUUUGAAUGAUUCUUACGAGGACGUAAAAGACAACACAGACAAACAAUCAAAGGAAUUUGAGAUGGCCGAUUUUAUUCUCGAUAGACUAACUGAACUUCUGGGAUUCAAAAACAGAAGCCAACGUGAAAGAAAUGAUAAUGUAAGUGACAUUCAUUCGGGUGAAGCCAGUGGUGAAGAUCCGGAUUUGCUUGAACAGAGAGGAUCUAACACAAGGGACAAAGUUAGCUUUCCAACUUUAGCGAUCUAUUCUAACAGACUUCGCCGUAUAGCAAGACGAAGACAACUACAAAACUCAAAAUUACGGCGGAAAAACAAAACCGAAAGGAACACGCAGAAAGUUGGGUUUGACGAGGAGAAACUUGCUGGCGCAGAAUCGUCUAAUGAAAAUCUCCAAAAAGAGAACUUGGUCGUACCAAGUAUGGUUGAUUUAUACUUUUUAGUCCAAGAGCAAGCGUUUGACAGAAUAGAAGACUUGACUAGAAAAAUUGUAACGGACGACGUACGUCAAGAUGUUGAACUUCUGUCGUUGAUUCGGUUUUUACAGCGCAGAAAAGACAGCCAGGCUUUAGAUCUUAGUCCAGAAACAAGUUUCACCUUGGACGAUUCAGAAACAAUUUCCACCUUGGACGAAAUCGAAAUAGCUUCUUCCAUGUCAGCCUCCCCAUGCUUAUCAAUUAGACUCAUCGACUUGGAGAGAAGCAGUGUUGAACUGGGAGAUUAUUCUGACAGUGAAACACCCAAACCUCUUCGAAGUAGGACAUCAUCGCAUCCGUUACCGCCGCACUUAAGAGGGAAAGAGCUUCGGGAACAGCUUCGGUCAACUUUAACAAGGAAAAAGACUCAAUCUGCUAAACGACCGGCUCCUGACCAACCUCUCUUCAAGUACUACUCGUUCUUAUAAUUUCAUAGCGACAUAUUCUUGGACAACACGUGACAUCUUAUCAGAAGUGACACACGCUAGCUUCUAUAGCUAUGGAGUCGUCUAGUACCCACGGUCUGUGGGUUCCUCAGACAAAGUCCAGCUGUGGCCCUGGGACGAGAUUGUCGAUUGAGCUUGUCGUCACCAGGAUACCUCACU
Orbicella faveolata is the source of this 7437-nucleotide messenger RNA. RefSeq names its product polycystin family receptor for egg jelly-like. Gene Ontology annotation, biological process: detection of mechanical stimulus. Lineage: Eukaryota; Metazoa; Cnidaria; Anthozoa; Scleractinia; Merulinidae. Gene Ontology annotation, molecular function: protein binding; calcium ion binding; calcium channel activity. The record is from RefSeq and is a predicted model, not a curated record. Gene Ontology annotation, cellular component: membrane.